Molecule: messenger RNA, 1311 nt
Organism: Nycticebus coucang (slow loris)
Lineage: Eukaryota; Metazoa; Chordata; Mammalia; Primates; Lorisidae
Gene: NKX1-1
Product: NK1 homeobox 1
Exons: 2
Coding region: 1-1311 (436 amino acids)
Biological process (GO): cell differentiation; regulation of transcription by RNA polymerase II
Cellular component (GO): nucleus
Molecular function (GO): RNA polymerase II cis-regulatory region sequence-specific DNA binding; DNA-binding transcription factor activity, RNA polymerase II-specific
Source: RefSeq, a predicted model, not a curated record
AUGAGUGCUAGCGGACCCGCGGCUCCUGGGGACGGCCCCGCGCUGCCGCCGCCUCCUGGGCCCGGGCCUGUACCGUCCGCUCCGGUCGCCGCUGCCCGGGACGCUAUGGACGGGCGCGCGGAGCUGCCUGCCUUCCCCCGGGCUGGAGCCCCGCCGCUCGCGGUCAGCGACACUGUGCCCCCGGCGCCUGAGGGAGCUGGAGCGGCCCGGCCCGCCGCGCCCCCGCGCCCCACCUCCUUCUCGGUGCUGGACAUCCUGGACCCCAACAAGUUCAAUAGUAGGAGGCGUCGCUGCGUGCUUCUGGGUCCCGUGGCAACCACUGCGUGUGUCCCGUGCGCCCCGGCCCCGUGCGCUCCUGUCCCCGCCGCCUCAGGUCGUCCACCGCGCGCCGAAGAGCUGGAGCGCCGCACCCUCGCCGGCCCGGCUGGGGGAGUCGGAACCUCCACCGGAGCUGAGCCGCCAAGUGCCGGCGACCCCUACAAGGCGGACGAGGCCGAGGGCAAUGGUUACAGCAGCGGUAGCGGCGCGGACAGCGGGGACGAGGCACCCGACGACGAGGACGAGGACGAGGCGCCAGAGACAGAGGCGGCGAGCGGCGCGCAGGAGGCGCGGGGAGGCGGCGGCGGCCUCGGGGCCCGCGGGUCGGGCUGCUCCGGAGCGGCCGAGGCCGAAGCGCUCCCCGGCGCCGUGGACGACGCCGCCGUUCCCAGACCCUGCGGAAACUCGCCCGGAGCCCCGGGUCCUACGGAAGCCUCGGCGACGGGCGCGGCCGGGACGACACCGCAGGGCACGGCGGUUGCGGCGAAGCCCAAGCGGAAGCGCACGGGCUCCGACUCCAAGUCCGGGAAGCCGCGGCGCGCGCGCACCGCAUUCACCUACGAGCAGCUCGUGGCGCUGGAGAACAAGUUCAAGGCGACUCGCUACCUCUCGGUGUGCGAGCGCCUCAACCUGGCGCUGUCUCUGAGCCUCACGGAGACGCAGGUGAAGAUCUGGUUCCAGAACCGCCGAACCAAGUGGAAGAAGCAGAACCCGGGCGCCGACACCAGUGCGCCGACGGGCGGCGGCGCAGGACCCGGGCAGGGCGCGGGGCCGGGCUCGGGGUUGCCUGGCGGCCUCAGCCCGCUCAGCCCUUCGCCGCCCAUGGGCGCGCCACUCGCCAUGCACGGUCCGGCCGGGUACCCGGCGCACGGCCCCGGCGGCCUGGUGUGCGCGGCGCAGCUGCCCUUCCUGUCGAGCCCGGCCGUGCUCUCGCCCUUCGUGCUGGGCUCGCAGACCUAUGGCGCGCCCGCCUUCUACGCGCCGCACCUCUGA